Molecule: messenger RNA, 1340 nt
Organism: Lactuca virosa
Lineage: Eukaryota; Viridiplantae; Streptophyta; Magnoliopsida; Asterales; Asteraceae
Source: the annotation of a GenBank genome assembly
CCCCCUCGUUGCCUUUCUCUGAAGUCUGACCCUCUUCCUAUAAACAAAUCGGAACUUUAAAUCGGCUUUCCUUUCUCGUCAACUACUUGUUCCCCAUCUCAAUUUUAUAUUCACCCGACAAACCAAACGGAUAAUCCUUUUAGUAUUUCACAAUCGACUUAUUUGAAAGUAGUCCAGAAAGAUUGUGUUUUUAUUGAAUAUUGAUGGCGGCGAGUGCAAACCCUUCUGCAAACAACAACGGGUCAACCAGCAAUGGAAAUGGCGCCACCACCGUCAAUAACAGCGGUGGUGGCGCCGCCGUGCAGGAGAAUUCGGUGGUGGGUCCUACUCAAUCUGCUUUAAGGCACAACCCUGGUCUCGCGGUUGAAUGGGCUCCGGAUGAACAGUCCCUUUUGGAAGAGCUGCUCACUAAAUAUGCCUCAGAUAGUAGUUUAUUGCGUUAUGCAAAGAUAGCAAAGAAGUUACAAGAUAAAACAGUUCGGGAUGUAGCGCUUCGUUGUAGAUGGAUGUCGAAAAAGGAAAAUGGCAAGAGAAGAAAAGAGGAUAAUAAUUCGUCGAGGAAAAAUAAAGAUAAAAAGGAAAAAGUAACAGAGAAUUUGGUAAAGUCAUCUUCUCAUACUACAAACCGUCCUAAUGGCCCUCCGUAUGCCCAAUCAGCAGUUUCUAUGGACAGUGAUGAUGGUAUCUCUUACAAAGCCAUUGGGGGUACAGCUGGCCAGCUUCUUGAGCAAAAUGCUCAGGCCUUGGAUCAAAUUUCUGCAAAUUUUGCUGCUUUCAAGGUGCACGAGAACAUAAAUCUCUUCUGCCAGGCCCGAAAUAACAUUGUUGCAAUCUUGAACGACUUAAACGACAUGCCAGAGAUAAUGAAACAGAUGCCACCACUACCUGUGAAGAUUAAUGAGGAACUCACCAACUCCAUGCUUCCCCAUGCAUCUUUGCAGAAAAAAUCUUGAAUCUACUUUUGCUUCCUUGAUCUUUCUUGGCUUCUUUUGACUACUGUCAUCAGGUGCAGCAGCUGCUUUCACCUCAACUCUGGAGAUGAUGAUGAUGAUGAUGAUGCAUCAUGCAUGCUGUGUUUUGAGUUAUUUGUCGAAAUGUCUUGUGUAGAGUCCUUUUCUACUUAUUAGAUGUAUGUAAAUAUGUGUGUAGUUUGUGUCAAAUGUCAAAGGAAGGAUUCUCGGACUCUGUAAAGUAAAUUAUAUUCUAGGAUCGAAUCAAGUUGAUUCAAUGUUUCUUCUCUGUCCAACUCCAACCCAAUACAACCCAAACCAAAAUAAGGUUAACUUUAGAUUUAUAUUUUAUAUGUUGGAUGUCGGGAAUAUAUAUGUAUCCUUUCUUUC